GGGGAGUCCCGCUCGCCGCAGCCCCAGCGCCGCGCGCGCCCCUCCCUCCUCGCGGACCUGGCGGUGCCGGCGCCCGGAGUGGCCCUUUAAAAGGCAGCUUAUUGUCCGGAGGGGGCGGGCGGGGGGCGCCGACCGCGGCCUGAGGCCCGGCCCCUCCCCUAUCCCUCCCUCUGUCCCCGCGUCGCUCGCUGGCUAGCUCGCUGGCUCGCUCGCCCGUCCGGCGCACGCUCCGCCUCCGUCAGUUGGCUCCGCUGUCGGGUGCGCGGCGUGGAGCGGCAGCCGGUCUGGACGCGCGGCCGGGGCUGGGGGCUGGGAGCGCGGCGCGCAAGAUCUCCCCGCGCGAGAGCGGCCCCUGCCACCGGGCGAGGCCUGCGCCGCGAUGGCAGAGAUGGGCAGUAAAGGGGUGACGGCGGGAAAGAUCGCCAGCAACGUGCAGAAGAAGCUCACCCGCGCGCAGGAGAAGGUUCUCCAGAAGCUGGGGAAGGCAGAUGAGACCAAGGAUGAGCAGUUUGAGCAGUGCGUCCAGAAUUUCAACAAGCAGCUGACUGAGGGCACCCGGCUGCAGAAGGAUCUCCGGACCUACCUGGCCUCUGUCAAAGCUAUGCACGAGGCUUCCAAGAAGCUGAAUGAGUGUCUGCAGGAGGUGUAUGAGCCCGAUUGGCCCGGCAGGGAUGAGGCAAACAAGAUCGCAGAGAACAACGACCUGCUGUGGAUGGAUUACCACCAGAAGCUGGUGGACCAGGCGCUGCUGACCAUGGACACGUACCUGGGCCAGUUCCCCGACAUCAAGUCACGCAUUGCCAAGCGGGGGCGCAAGCUGGUGGACUACGACAGUGCCCGGCACCACUACGAGUCCCUUCAAACUGCCAAAAAGAAGGAUGAAGCCAAAAUUGCCAAGCCCCGAUCCAGGCCACCUGCCAGCCUGAGAAUGGGCCUCCUGGGUUUCCCUGGAACGGCGCCGCCCUGCCUGGCGAGCCAGGUGAAAUUCGUCACGCGAUCCCAGGCGACUGUCCCUGGCUGGAGCAAGCCAGCCGAGGAGGAGCUCAUCAAAGCCCAGAAGGUGUUUGAGGAGAUGAAUGUGGAUCUGCAGGAGGAGCUGCCGUCCCUGUGGAACAGCCGCGUAGGUUUCUACGUCAACACGUUCCAGAGCAUCGCGGGCCUGGAGGAAAACUUCCACAAGGAGAUGAGCAAGCUCAACCAGAACCUCAAUGAUGUGCUGGUCGGCCUGGAGAAGCAACACGGGAGCAACACCUUCACGGUCAAGGCCCAGCCCAGAAAGAAAAGUAAACUGUUUUCGCGGCUGCGCAGAAAGAAGAACAGUGACAACGCGCCUGCAAAAGGGAACAAGAGCCCUUCACCUCCAGAUGGCUCCCCUGCCGCCACCCCCGAGAUCAGAGUCAACCACGAGCCAGAGCCGGCCGGCGGGGCCACGCCCGGGGCCACGCCCGGGGCCACCCUCCCCAAGUCCCCAUCUCAGCUCCGGAAAGGCCCACCAGUCCCUCCGCCUCCCAAACACACCCCGUCCAAGGAAGUCAAGCAGGAGCAGAUCCUCAGCCUGUUUGAGGACACGUUUGUCCCUGAGAUCAGCGUGACCACCCCCUCCCAGUUUGAGGCCCCGGGGCCUUUCUCGGAGCAGGCCAGUCUGCUGGACCUGGACUUUGACCCCCUCCCGCCCGUGACGAGCCCUGUGAAGGCACCCACGCCCUCUGGUCAGUCAAUUCCAUGGGACCUCUGGGAGCCCACAGAGAGUCCAGCCGGCAGCCUGCCUUCCGGGGAGCCCAGCGCUGCCGAGGGCACCUUUGCUGUGUCCUGGCCCAGCCAGACGGCCGAGCCGGGGCCUGCCCAACCAGCAGAGGCCUCGGAGGUGGCGGGUGGGACCCAACCUGCGGCUGGAGCCCAGGAGCCAGGGGAGACGGCGGCAAGUGAAGCAGCCUCCAGCUCUCUUCCUGCUGUCGUGGUGGAGACCUUCCCAGCAACUGUGAAUGGCACCGUGGAGGGCGGCAGUGGGGCCGGGCGCUUGGACCUGCCCCCAGGUUUCAUGUUCAAGGUACAGGCCCAGCACGACUACACGGCCACUGACACAGACGAGCUGCAGCUCAAGGCUGGUGAUGUGGUGCUGGUGAUCCCCUUCCAGAACCCUGAAGAGCAGGAUGAAGGCUGGCUCAUGGGCGUGAAGGAGAGCGACUGGAACCAGCACAAGGAGCUGGAGAAGUGCCGCGGCGUCUUCCCCGAGAACUUCACUGAGAGGGUCCCAUGACGGCGGGGCCCAGGCAGCCUCCGGGCGUGUGAAGAACACCUCCCGAAAAAUGUGUGGUUCUUUUUUUUGUUUUGUUUUCGUUUUUAAUCUUUUGAAGAGCAAAGGGAAAUCAAGAGGAGACCCCCAGGCAGAGGGGCGUUCUCCCAAAGAUUAGGUCGUUUUCCAAAGAGCCGCGUCCCGGCAAGUCCGGCGGAAAUUCACCAGUGUUUCUGAAGCUGCUGUGUCCCCUAGUUGAGUUUCUGGCGCCCCUGCCUGUGCCCGCAUGUGUGCCUGGCCGCAGGGCGGGGCUGGGGGCUGCCGAGCCACCAUGCUUGCCUGAAGCUUCGGCCGCGCCACCCGGGCAAGGGUCCUCUUUUCCUGGCAGCUGCUGUGGGUGGGGCCCAGACACCAGCCUAGCCUGGCUCUGCCCCGCAGAUGGUCUGUGUGCUGUUUGAAAAUAAAUCUUAGUGUUCAAAACAAAAUGAAACCAAAAAAAAAUGAUAAAAACUCUCAGAAAA
This is a messenger RNA of Pan troglodytes (chimpanzee), 2754 nucleotides long. It is a transcript of the gene BIN1, whose product is annotated as bridging integrator 1. NCBI's taxonomy places the organism in Eukaryota, Metazoa, Chordata, Mammalia, Primates, Hominidae. The record is from RefSeq and is a predicted model, not a curated record. Gene Ontology annotation, molecular function: tau protein binding; phospholipid binding. Bases 380 to 2257 code for a protein of 625 amino acids. Gene Ontology annotation, biological process: regulation of endocytosis. The transcript is spliced from 20 exons. Gene Ontology annotation, cellular component: synaptic vesicle; plasma membrane; cytoplasm.